AUGGACAUGUACGACAAAAUAUCACCACAGGAGGACGCUCUGGAGAGACCAGAGACUCCUCCACAUCCACCAGUCCAAAGGCAUCAGAAGUUGACGACCUUCUGUAUUGGGUUCUUGAUGGUAUUUUCCAUCUUCAGCGUCGACCGAGAGAUCAAAGAUUAUUUCUACCAAGAACCUAGACUAAGCAGCCGAUCGAUAGCAAAACGAGAGCUGGGUUCCUGGGGCCAAGCCAUUGAUGUUAUCGUGACUCCAGACACCGUCGAAGCUAUCGGUAACGACCCAAGGCUCAGGAGGACCUUGAUGUCUAUGGUCGACUACACUUUUGAUCUCACAGAUCAACUAGUCGCCCGCUACGAGUCACCUCAACUCCAGGAAACAAAAGAGGCCCUGCAAGAGUACAAAGAGCAGAUCAGGAGGAGCCUCGAAGGGUUGAGGGAUGACGAAGAAAGCUCGAGUCAACUCCAUAAGCGACAGUUCCCUAGUCUCGGAGAACUCUUCGGAGCGGCGGACGCUGGAGGUGGCGGCGAUGGUGGCGGUGGUGGCCCCAGUCUUCCUGGCCUGCCUGGUCUCCCGACUCCAGGCGGCGGCGGUGCCGAUGGAGGUGGAAUGUCAGCUGGCAUACUCAGUGGUCUCCUUCAACCCCUGAAAGACGGACUGAGCAACGUCGGAAACCAACUUGUCGCCAACCUCAACGGUCCGGGCAUGUUCCUGGGCAUCGGCGUCGGAGCCGGAGCGGCCCAGGGGCUCAACCUGUCUACAGAAGCAAAGACAAUGGAAGUAGCAGCAAAGGUCGCAGCAGACAACAAAAUGGAAGCCACGGGUCUCAACCCAGCCAUCCAGAACCUGGGCGUCGGACUUACAUCCACACUACUCGGCGCCAUCGACUUCAACAGCCUGGGCGGCAACAUCACAAACCAGCUGCAGCCCAUUGCCCUCUCUCUCGCAACAGGUCUCGGAAACGGCACAGUCGCAGGCCUGAAGCUGAACGCCAACGCCGCAAACCUCGAACCCGUAAACGACUCGUCCAUCCCCAACGUCAUCGGCACCUUUGGCUUCGGUCUGACGAAGACGGUAGCGGCCAACAUUGACAUCAACCAGCUGUUCAACUCGGUCAACAACCCCAACACUACGAAGCAAAUCAUGCGUAUCCUCCCUGCCGCGGCUUCGGGCUUCGGCAAGGGCCUUGGCCAAGGUGCCACCGUCGGAUUGGGACUACAGCCUGACUCCGCGGUGCCGAUGCAGCAGAUGCCCGACGACCAGAUCGACUUUGGUGGUAUCUCGCAGACGUUCGCCAAGGGUCUAACGAGCAGCUUCCUACAGAACGGUACCGCGACCGAGCUGCUCAAUAAAGUAGGCGGGUCGAUGAACACAAACCAGAAUGGCGGAGGUAUCCCGGCAACCAUCAAGUUCAAUGGCAUGGACAUCCAGGUCAGCAAAGUCGCGCAGGGCUUCGCUCGCGGGUUCCUCCAGGGCGCGGGAGAUGCGAUCCAGGGUAUGGGCGGUGUGCAGUCUCUCUUCGAGGGUAACGCCACCAUGCCCACCGGCGCGAUGCCCGAUGCCAAGGUCCAGUUCGACGACUCGCUCGGCGGAGCUGCCAGCGGGUUCGGAGCCGGAUUUGGUGGGCAAGGCGUUCUCGUCGCAUACGGACUGGCUAGCAACCCACGAGGAAACCCUCUUCCCGCUGCGAAUACGCCGGCAGCCCCGGCUGCUAACACGCCCGCCCAACGCCGAGACGUCGAACUCGUAUCGAGACAGGAUCCCCCGCCGGUGGUCUCCGUCAAUACUACCGAAGGCUUCAAAUUGUCUGUCGUGAUCAAUGCGCAGACCAUCUCCAUGGCUGCUCAAGCCGGUGUCAAUGCCCUCACCUGCCAAGGCGUAGGCGGCUUGGGCCUCAUUGGCUUCGGACUGAUCCGCAGCAAGACCAUUGCACUGGAUUCCUUUAACAACGGAAACGUUACCAAGACUGCGAAGCAAGUGAUCCCGACUGGGACUAUCAAGAUUUCAAAUGAGGGGCAUUCGUACGCCAUUGAUGGACAGGUGAUCCAAGACUCUCUUGGAAACUCGAUUAUCAACGCUGCAAAUGGCAUCGAAGUCAACGGAUUCAAGCUACCAGGCUGGAUCGCCUUCCUGGUUCUUCAUGUCCUCUUCGCCAUCGUUGCCUACAUCAAUAUCCUGCCCCUGGCCAUCGGGCUCGAGCACAUGCGCAACCUCCUCCUCCGCAUCAACGCACCUCAAAUUCUCCCAAACGUUCAAAAGUGGAACAAUAUCAUGUGGCUCUUCAUCAUGGGCCCUUCAGUGGUUGUCGUCCUUAUCUUUGGUAUCCUCGUAACUGCGAAGUCUUCCCACUUUCGCACUGCCCAUGGUAUCAUCAGCCUCUUCACGACUCUUGUCGGAUUGGCAGCCUUCUUGAUGCACCUCGCCAUCAAAGCCCGCGCCCCUCCUCAACUCCCAAACACCUCCCGCUCCGGCCCCACACCCCCGGCGUUGCUCCUCAGUCUCCCCAACAUCCGCGUCAUGGUCAACCAGCUCCUCCUGAUUCUCUCAUUCGCCUCGGUCAUCACAGGCUUUGCCGACCUGAGCUCCGUGGCCCUGUGUUUUACGCAAAUUGUUCCUUUUGAUCUAGCUCUGGUCAUUGGCUUUAGUCUUUCAACAGUCUUCGUCUCGGGAUCCACCGUUUCAGGACUUGACAUUGCACUCACUGUCCAGGACUUCUUGAGGCACAGGAAGGGCCUCAAGGGAGGCGAUAAGACUAACGCCGCUGAGAGAGGCGCGGAGAGAGGCGGUGUCAUGCAGGGCAAGAUUUCGCAGCCAACGAUGGUGGACGAGAAGGGCGCGUUUGCAUAG
Colletotrichum phormii is the source of this 2844-nucleotide messenger RNA. RefSeq lists its product as uncharacterized. The transcript is spliced from 4 exons. NCBI's taxonomy places the organism in Eukaryota, Fungi, Ascomycota, Sordariomycetes, Glomerellales, Glomerellaceae. The record is from RefSeq and is a predicted model, not a curated record. The coding region runs from base 1 to 2844 and encodes 947 amino acids.